Haplochromis burtoni (Burton's mouthbrooder) is the source of this 1212-nucleotide messenger RNA. RefSeq names its product D-amino-acid oxidase. Lineage: Eukaryota; Metazoa; Chordata; Actinopteri; Cichliformes; Cichlidae. The coding region runs from base 135 to 1172 and encodes 345 amino acids. Gene Ontology annotation, molecular function: D-amino-acid oxidase activity; FAD binding. The record is from RefSeq and is a predicted model, not a curated record. The transcript is spliced from 10 exons.
ACAAAAAGAAGAAGAAGAAGAAAAUCGUUUUAAUGUUAAUAUUGAAUCCAGUCUUACUCAAUCUGCUGGUUAAUGGUUAUGUUUGAUUCCUUCAUGGGUUAGUGAGUCUCACUGUGUCUCAUGUUAGUGCAGACAUGCGGGUGGCAGUGAUUGGGGCAGGAGUGAUUGGCCUGUCAACAGCUCAGAGCAUCUAUGAGCACUAUCACUCUAUUGUCAGUCCGCUAACCAUCGAGGUGUAUGCAGACAAGUUCACUCCACUGACCACUAGUGAUGGAGCAGCCGGCUUCUGGCAGCCUUAUCUGUAUGAUAAGGGCAACGUUCAGGAGACAAAAUGGAAUAAAGAGACAUUUGACUACUUGCUCAGCUUUCUCAAGUCACCUGAGUCCAUAAAAAUGGGAAUAUUCCUUGAGUCUGGCUACAACCUUUGCAGUGAACCCGCACCAGAUCCCUCGUUUAAGGACAGCGUUCUUGGCUUCAGGCAGCUCACAGACCGAGAGCUGCAGAUUUUUCCUGGAUACAAGUUUGGGUGGUUCAACACUGCUCUCAUGAUAGAGGGUAAAACAUACUUACCUUGGCUUAUGGAGUGGUUGCGAAAAAGGGGAGUGAAAUUUUAUCACAGGAAAAUAAAGUCCUUCAAGGAGCUGGCUGAAACCGGAGCAGAUGUGAUCAUAAACUGCAGUGGGAUGUGGUCAGGCCAACUGCAGCCAGAUCCAGACCUGAAACCAGGCCGUGGCCAGAUAUUGAAGGUCGAUGCUCCCUGGCUGAAGCACUGGAUUAUUACCCACGAUUUCACCAAAGGAACAUACAAUUCACCAUAUAUCAUUCCAGGAAGUCGUCUUGUGACGCUUGGUGGCGUUUUCCAGAUGGGAAACUGGAGUGAACAGAAUAGCUCUGUCGACCAUAAAGAAAUCUGGGAAAAAGCUUGUCAGCUUGAGCCUAGUCUCAAGCAUGCCAGGAUAGUCGACGACUGGUCUGGCCUCAGGCCAGUUCGCAGCAAAGUCCGACUGGAGAGGGAAGCCAUAUGGUCUGGUGAAACCCCCAUAGAGGUGAUACACAACUAUGGCCACGGAGGUUUCGGACUCACCAUUCACCGAGGCUGUGCCGAGGAAGCGGCGAGGCUCUUUGGUCAGAUCGUGGAACAAAAAGGCAAAGGUCCAAAAGCUCGCUUGUGAAUUGGUGUGCAGAAGUAACGAUUGAUGCUCUUUUUUUUUU